CUAGAUACGCGUCAAAAGCCAAGACGCGUAAAUAAAUUGCUUCGUUCAGACUCGCUGUUUCGGCACAUACAUAUAAUUAAAACACGCACCUCGUUCACUCAGCACAAACUGCAACUCCUCUACCUAUCAGUAUAUAAAAUGGACCAAUCGCAGCUUCUCCCCAAAUUUGUCGCCGAAAUGGACGUCAAACUACUGUCUGACCGGGCAACUUUACCAACCCACGGUUCUGUUUUCGCCGCUGGUAUGGACCUUUACGCUGCCGAACACAAGAUUAUCCCCGCCCGUGGACGUGCUCUUGUGGACCUUCAGCUUUCUAUCGCGGUUCCUCAAGGACAUUAUGGUCGUAUCGCACCCCGAAGCGGACUUGCUUCUAAGCAUGGCAUUCAGACCGGAGCUGGUGUUAUUGACUCUGACUAUCGAGGGCCUGUAAUGGUGCUUCUAUUCAACCAUUCAGACGUGGACUUUGAAGUGAACCCCAAAGACCGUAUUGCCCAACUGAUUUUGGAAAGAAUCUCGGUUCCCAAGCUCAGACAAGUCGAGUCACUAGAAACUACCGUCCGCGGCGCUGGAGGUUUUGGCUCUACUGGUGGCUUUGGUCCGGCUGCCAAGAAGCAAAAGGUGGAGGAGGAGAUUGUAGAGACAACCACUAUCAAGAGGAAGGAGAUUUAAAAUACAUGAUUCUCAAAUGCAUGGUAUCAUAUCUU
Molecule: messenger RNA, 704 nt
Organism: Cryptococcus deneoformans JEC21
Lineage: Eukaryota; Fungi; Basidiomycota; Tremellomycetes; Tremellales; Cryptococcaceae
Product: dUTP diphosphatase, putative
Exons: 5
Coding region: 139-669 (176 amino acids)
Biological process (GO): dUTP catabolic process; dUMP biosynthetic process
Molecular function (GO): magnesium ion binding; dUTP diphosphatase activity
Source: RefSeq, a predicted model, not a curated record